This is a messenger RNA of Symsagittifera roscoffensis, 6342 nucleotides long. RefSeq names its product CLIP-associating protein 1-like. Bases 151 to 5901 code for a protein of 1916 amino acids. The transcript is spliced from 29 exons. NCBI's taxonomy places the organism in Eukaryota, Metazoa, Xenacoelomorpha, Acoela, Convolutidae. Gene Ontology annotation, biological process: establishment of mitotic spindle localization; mitotic spindle assembly. The record is from RefSeq and is a predicted model, not a curated record. Gene Ontology annotation, molecular function: microtubule binding. Gene Ontology annotation, cellular component: basal cortex; kinetochore; spindle microtubule.
CUCAUGAAUAUACAAAAAGAAGUCACAUAAUUAUUUCGGCACUCAGUGUUGCUCAAUUGUUAGCAGAAUAUUUCUUAGAUUAGAUCGCCUAAUUUAUUACGAAGUAGAUACUCUAUUAUUUAAUUAGACCUCGAAACAGCUUAAUUAAAGAUGGCCGCUGUGAAGCCAGAAAUAUGGGAGAAGGCUAAUGAGUUGGUGGAAAGUGCGUGCAAGCAGGACAACAACGUGCGUCUCAAAGUGGGUCCCCAGUUGAUAUUGUUUCUGGAUGGGAAAGGGAAGUUGGAUGGCAGACAGUCUGAUCAGCUGAUCGAUGCGAUGAAUGACUGGAUUCAAAGCUCAAACUUCAAGAUCAGUCUGAUGGCGAUUGACGUAUUCAACGUAUUGGUGUUCAAACUUGCCUCGAUAGACCGGAAUUUGCCCGCAAUUCUACAAGCUUUACUGGAGACUUUAAAAACGAGCAACGACCAGGUGCGGGAACAAGUACAAAAUUUGCUGGGUGCUAUCACGGAUAAAUGUACUCCAACGGCGGUUGCGGACAAAAUAGUGGUCAAUGGACUCACACACAAAGCGUGGAGGGUGCGAGAGGAAACAUUAGUUUGGAUCAUAAACACCCUUGAACAUCAUGGGAAGGAGGGGCUGCAAGUGAGCAAAUUCAUAUCUCAAGUGUGCCACUUGGUUGUGGACGCCAACGUCGAUGUGAGAGACCGAGCAGUGCAUCUGCUGGUUGAAGUGUACAAACACGUGGGAGACAGACUGCGGAUGGAUCUGGAGAAGAAGAAUCUGCUGCCAGAUGCCUCCAAGCGAAAGGUCAUCUUCCAGAAGUUCGAGGAGGCCAAACAGAAUGACCUCAUGAAGGUCGCAGCCAGUCCCACCACUCCUCAUGAUCCAGCUGCUGAAUUGAACGGCGAGGAUGGUUUCUCUGUCAUCUCCUUUCCGAGAUCCCCAAGCACCCCCCGCAAUGCGGCCACAAUCGCCGGCCUCACCCGUCCCUCUCGUAAUUUAUCCCCAGGUGGCUCCGAAAGCCUCCCAGGGUCGAUAGCGCUCUCUAAGUCACCGUCGGCUGAGUCACCGCCGAUUCCGGGGACUCUGGUCUUGGGGUCGCCCUCUCCGAGUUCAGACCAGGGUAGAGUCACUAGCAAGCCCCCUCCUUCUAGGUCAUCAGCAUUAGCUCGAGUGAACGGGGCUGUUAAAAGUGCUACUUCAUCUAAGCCUGCAGGAGGGGGCGCAGCGAGCAGGUCAAACUCAGUGUCAUCUGCCAAAAAUCUGGCCACUCGCAAACAGUCCGCCGGAGCCAUGCCAGCUAGCUCGAGCAAUACUGGCGCGGUCACCGCAAACGACUUUCAAAAGAUGUUCGAUGACAUCAAACCAGCAAGUGUCUACUCUGCCCGGUCCCUGGACGAAGAUUUGACGAAGGUGAAGGAAGUUCUGGAGAACAUGGACAACGACUGGAGUGUGAGAGUGAAGGAGCUAAAGAGACUGUGUGCCAUCAUGAAAGCCAAUGUAUUCGCUACUUACCCCAGUGAAGUGAACAACCACCUGAAGGAGAUCACACGAGUGCUGAGCAUGUCAGUCAAAGACCUCAGGAGUCAGGUUGCGCGUGAGGCGUGCAUAUCAGUGGCAUUCAUGUGUCUACUCAUGGGUGUGGCUGCCACUCCCCUGGCAGAGGGAUGUCUCGCCAGUCUCUUCUCAAUUGUGCCCAACUCGGCCAAGAUCAUCGCGAGUAGUGGCUGCACUGCCCUCAUGUACAUCACCCAACAUGUACACUCCAACAAACUCAUCCCCAUCCUCAUCUCCUUCCAGGCCCAGAAGUCCAUACCCUGCAGACUCCAGCUCAGCCGAAUGUUGGAGGAUAUCCUUCGCAACUGGGAUGCAUCGGUGCUCGACAAGUACUUCACGAAUGUCGAAGACUGCCUCGUUAAACUGCUCUCGGACGCUGACGAGAAGACACGAGUGUUGGCCCGAAAGGGAUUCUUCGCGCUCAAGGACAGAUUUCCCAGCAGGGCUGACAUCCUCAUGGCGACCCUGGAUCCAAGAGUGCAGAGAAAACUGUCUGGCGAAGCAAGUUACGGGUCCAGUGUAAACUCUCUGGCUGCUGCCAAGUCUCAGAGUUCUUUGGGGUCGCAAGAAAGCUUGGGAGGGAGAAGCGUAAGCAGUCUGUCUACAAGAAUGGGUGUAAAAAACACUACCAAUGGCGCUUUUAAAAAGAGUCAUAGCACGCAGAAUUUAGCCUCUAAGGGGGCUGCCCUUAGCCUGUCCCCACCCCAGCCUCAAACGCAAACCACUCUCACUCAUAAAAGCGGUCUUCCCACUUCGGGAAAAGCCUACUCGACCAUUCGGUUAAAUUCGUCUUCUCCUGGAAAAGAUGCUGCUAAUUUUACCGGUGCACCAAUUACACCGAUUUCGACCACGCCUAACGAGAAAUACAGAAGAAAGAGCUCGCCUAGAAUUGGGGUAUCGUCUUUAAGUUGCAAUGUCAGAAGUGUUCACAGCUCAAGCGUACAUAAUUUAACGCCUGAAGGUUCUGGAAGAGUUUUGUCAAUUAAAAGCGAAGGUUCAACGAGCACUGGUCGAAAUAGAAAGAGUACUGCGUCACUUGGCAAUGAACUUGAGUUGGAAAACGAAGGAGAUGCCAACUCCUCGACGUUCCUGGAUACCUCGUCUUCAGAGAGUGGUUUUGCGGAGGAUUCGGGGGGGCUCAUGAGUGUGAAUGACGAGAGAGUCAAAAGAACUCUUGGUCCAGGAGACAGAACUGCAAGAACGAAUCGGAUGGCACAAUCGCAACCGGCCAGUAGAUCAGGUAGUCGAGGCACGUCCCCCCAGACCGCCAGAUUGAACAUUCUCACCAGUCCGACAGUGGUGGGAUCAGGUCAUCAACAGCCUCUUACGGACACUACUAACUCAAUGUACACCCCCUUGUCUCAGAGGUCGUCACAGCAGUCCAGAAUCGGGGGUCCCAGUCCAACAUCCGGGGUGGGUGCAUCCCAAAACAGACGCACUGGCAUCCCGAGAAGUCUGAAUGCUUCCAGAGAGCACAGUCCCUCUAGUGGAUACGGAACUAGAUCGGUCACCGGAAACAGAUCAUCUUUGGGGUCAUCAGCCAACAGUCACCACGCGCAACGCUCCCUCCACAUGACCCCUCACAGCGCCAGUAGGUUCCAGAAGAUCCAACACGAGCGCCAGAACCCCCAAGGCGCCAAUUCGAUGCGAAUGCUCUCAGACACACCUGAGGCGCGCAAAGCAAUCGAACAUGCACUUCUGACUAAUAACAGUCCAGGGUCCCACAGGGGAGGGGGAGGCAGGAGUCCCUACUCAGUGAGUGGGGGACGAGUGAGACAUGAGAGUUUUGGAAAUGCGUUGAGUGACGAUGACAGUGACAGAUGUAGUCUGCAGUCAUACGACUCCAGAUUCGAAGGAAGCUUCGAGAAUAUGGGCGAAGUGUUAGACAAAUGUGCUGCCCAGAAUUGGUCUGACAGGAAGGAGGGACUGCUGGCACUGCAACAGGCACUCCGCUCCAGACAGUGUCAGCUGAACAGAGCCGAGAUCAAGAAGGCGUGUGAUGUCUUCACCAGAAUGUUCGGAGAUCCACACGUUAAGGUGCUAUCGCUGUUGCUGGAGGUUCUGGCAGACUUCGUGUUGACUUACUUCGAGGCACUGAACGAUUGGCUGAGUGUGCUGCUUCCGAAGUUGCUGCAGAAAACAGGCGCUGAGAACCUGUUGAACUCUGGUCUUAUGAAGGUCAACAGGUGUCUGGAGAUUGUGAGGAGCAACUUCUCUCUUGACCUGCAGUUUCUCAUUCUCAUGAAGUACAUUGCAGAUCAAACACAAACCAAGUCACUCAAGGUCAAAUUAGCCCUGCUGAAGUAUUUGUUGUCGGUGAUUGAUGAACUGACCCCGCAUGAGUUCGUCAAUUCGGCGGACACAAGACAAGCCCUGCAACUGGUGCUUACGUGGUCAACUGACAAAAACAACGAAAUAAGGAGGAAUGCAGUGGCUGUGGUGACCUCUCUCUUUGACCUGAACACAUCCGAGUUCAAUGCCCUGCAGAAUGCACUACCCAAGAAGGAACUGCAGCACCUAGCCAACAACAUCCUCCACCAAUACGUCAACAACUUCGACAACAACAACCACAACUCCUCCUUCAGCGGAACAGCAGCUGGAGGCGCCAACUCUAGCUUCUCCUCCUCAACUAACUUGGGUCCAGCCAUUCAGCAGAACACCCUCUCCCCUCACUUGCUGACCUACUCGCCCACGUCUGCUGGCAACUACUCGGCUGACUCGUCCUAUUCGACUCAUUCGAACAACUACCGAUCUCUGCCUCGAAAUUACAAGGUGCUCCGAUCUCCGCUUUCGCAACAGCAACCUCCGAACAGUUUGAACCUCUCCUCGGCAUCUUCUGUGCAACGCAGGGGAGUAUUAGGCUCCACUGGGGGUUCUAACAGCAACAUAAACUCUCCCAGUCUGCUGAACAGAACAGGUCCAGCUGCAUUCACCCAACCACGAGAGAGAAAGUCAUCAACUAGCAGCAAUAAGAGCGCAUCUGGAAUAGUUGGAGGCAGUAGUGGUAGUGGUUUCAACGUGGCCUCGGCGGGGGGACUGUCUUCUGCCCGCAGACCACCUUCCACUGCAGGGGGAGUGGGGGGAGCAGGGGACGACGAGGGACUAUCUUACCAAUUUCACCACCAGCAACAGCAAGGAGUCUCGCCCCUGACACCCAACAGCCAACAGGCCUUGUUGCACAAGACCACCGCGGACAUACACAAGUACUUCGGCGAUUCAGGUCGUUCUGCCGAGGGCUACGACAGCGGUAUCCCUAGUAUGCCCAAUUCGAACGUUGACCUUCACGGAGAUUUAGGAAGCAACAACCGCAUCUACGACCCCAACCAUUACGCAGACAAGAGUGGAAUCCUCGAGAGUCCGGACUUCAUAGCGAAGCGCACCUUCGACCUCGAGGACGACGUGGACGAGUACCUGUGUGACAACAACAACACAAGCGAAGUGGUAGAAGGAGAUGGAGACAUAGGGAAGACGACAUCAGUGACUUCUAAGAUAGACAUGCAACAACAGCAGGAGGAUGAAAAGCUCGUUGAGGCCAUUCUUCAGGAACUAAGUCAUCACAACUCGCGUAUAGAGCAGCGCAAAAGUGCUCUCAUCUCUCUCACCAAACUAAUCAAAGAGGGCAACUCAGUGGUGUGGGAGGAGCACUUCAAAAUGUGCCUGAUGAUGUUGUUUGAGACUAUGAGCGACAAGGAACCCUCGAUUAGAGCACUGGUGCUGAGAGUGCUGAAAGAGUUCCUCAAGUACCAGCAGCAUAGGUUCCAGAAGUACUCCGAGAUCACUAUUCUAAAGACACUAGAUGCACACAAGGACUCACACAAAGACGUGGUUCGAGCUUCGGAGGAGCUGACGUACAGUGUUGUGAAUGCGAUAGAACACACUAGGUGUCUUCAGGUGCUCUGUCCUGUCGUGUCCGCCGGCGACUUCCCCAUCAAUCAGACAGCCGUCAAAAUGCUCACUAAGAUCAUAGAGGACUCCCCUCCCGAGGAAGUUGAGACGUUUGUGGAGCAGGUGUGUCCUGCUCUGAUGAAGGCCUACGAGCACCAGGAGAGCAGUGUGCGGAAGGACAGUGUGUAUGGACUAGUGGCUGUCCAUCAGAAGGUCGGACAGGCCAUGCUCGACCAGUACACCAACCAGCUCUCACACGGAAAGCUGAAGUUGCUGCGACUUUACAUCUCAAGGGCAAGUUCUGGAAAUUCGAACUCCGGAGGAGCUGCAUCGUCCAACGCAGGAGCGGCUGCGUCUGCCUCUGGAGACAAAAAGUCAAACCCGUCAUCUUCGAAUCACAACUCGGUCGCCCCAUCUCUCAAUCAACCACAACAGAUUGCGACCGGCUCAAAGACUUGAUCUCAGGUCAAGCUUCGAAAUAUAAAAAAGACUCAACAAGAAAUGUUUUGAACAUUAAGAAGCGAUAUUUUAAAAGAGUGAAAUAAGUAGAUAUAAUAUUAGUUUUGGGUACAAUUUUUCAUAGUUAUGAUGCUUAAUUAUUGCUAUUGUAAUAUGAAUUGAGCAAUUUUUCUACCAAUUCGAUUUUGUGCAACUGUCUUAAUGUGUUUUUUUUUGUGUAUAAUUGUUUGCUUAUACUCAAUUUGUUCAAAAGCUUUGUUCCACUCAGCUGGGUGAUGUAUUUUAUGCCGCGCUUACGAAUUUUACCCAAUUGUAAGCAUUUGAAUGUAGACUUAAAAUGAAUUAAUUAACUGUGUGGUUUGAAUUGACCAAAAUUUCACCUCAACCAGAAGAAAACACCGUACUGCAAAAAAGACGGCUUCUCAAAAAAAAAAACGAAAA